UGAAAAUUGCAAUGGAGAAGCAAUGGCCAAAACGUUGAAUUUGAGAGUUCAUAAGAGAAACUAUAGCGAAAAUAGCAGUAUCAAUGAAGAAAUCUUGAUCAAUCAAAAAGAUGUGCCAGAUGUAGCAGUUGGUGAUGUUGUUGAAAUCUAUCAUAUUGAGGAUGAGGAAAGUCGCCUCCUAUUGCAAGUUGCAUCUUUAUCAGAUGAAUUUCAACCCAAAGGAACUGUAAGCAUUGCACAAAACAUUGCUUCAACAUUCCAGCUUAGAGCAUACAAAGAUGUCAUUGUUAAAAAACUUGACCCAAAGAGUGUGGCUUUGGACCUGGUUGAGAUGCUGUUUAAGGAUCAGUACUUUAGCCGCAGCGAUUUCUGGAGGUUGAGGAAUGGAAUCAUUAACAGCUGUGUCUAUCUCAACAAAAAGAUAGAGCAUGCUGAAAUGAGACCUCAGGUAAUGGAGAUGUGGUCUAAAGGAGAGAGGGUCAUGUGUGGAACAAUAACAGAGGACACCAGGAUUGUGUACAGAUCCUCGACAGCUGUUGUACAGAUCUUUAUACAGAUGAGCAGUGAGAUGUGGGACUUUGACAUUCUGGGAGAAGAUCUUUACUUUGAGAAAGCUCUCAAUGGCUUCCUUACUGACCUGUUUGCCAAAUGGAAGGAGCAGAACUGUCUUCAUGAUGUUACAAUUGUUUUGUUUUCAAGAACAUUUUAUAAAGCUCAGUCUUUAGAGGAAUUCCCAGAAUAUAUGAGAGACUGUAUUGUGUGUGAUUACAAGGGGAGAUAUUACCAGGACUUUUAUAGGAUUGUAGUACAGAAUGAGAGAUAUGAUGACUGGACGUCCACUAUGAUGCUUCUACGUAAACUCUGUAAUUCGUAUAAAGAGAAGAUUCUGAACUACCAUAAACAGAGAGGGCAGAAAGUCCCGACAGCGUACAACUCCACAGCAGCUCAGGGCAACUUCCUGGAGACACUCAACAUGUCUCUGAACUUGUUUGAGGGCUACUACAUUGACAGGAACUUUGAUAGAACUGGUAAGGUGGCUGUGGUGAUCACCCCGGGAGCUGGUGUGUUUGAGGUGGACAGGGAACUAGCCAAUAUCACCAAGCAAAGGACCAUUGAUUGUGGGGUGGGCAGUGACUUGGUGUGUAUGGGAGAACAACCCCUUCAUGCUGCCCCCCUAUUCAAGUUCCAUAACAAGCAUGCCAAGACAUCAUUAGAGGUGGGAGACGAUUACAACAUACCGCACUGGAUGAAUCACAGUUUUUACAUCUCCAAAAGUCAAAUAAAAGCACGUUUACAAGGAUCCUUCAUCCCAAGAAUUAAACCACCCCCAGAAUUUUAUGAAGAUCAGAGAAGACCUAGUGAAAGAAAACUAAUUGCCCGUCCCUCAAACAAUCAGGCAGAGGAUGAAGAUUCCAGGAAUUUCCCAUUUGUAGAUUAUGAUGAGUAUGAUGCUCAAAUCUGGAAACUCCCCACCCCCAAUUCAACUAGAUUUGGGUCUCUAAAGAGUCCCUACCACUCAAGAAGACAGCCCCAGACAUUGGCCGAGGCCAAACAGAUAAAGAAACCUCGUAAAAGAAAUGUAUCCGAUGACUACCCUAGUGUGGUGGUGGAGAAGGGGGAGAGGAGGGGAUCACCUGCCAUCAACAUCCCCUCCCUGGCCCGCUCCAGCAGCAGUGAGGAUUUAUCCUCCUCUGUUGGAUGUUACCCUAUCAUCAAAAAAGUUCCAAGUAGGGAAUCAAACGAGUCCUUUGAAGCAGAGGAGACUUAUUUCUCGAGGAGAAUUGUUGGCAGCGCAGAGUCUCCUGUUGGUUACUCAAGGAAGCAUAUUUACCAGGCCAAGUCUCGCAGAGCUCUCAUCAACCCUUUUGCUCCCUCUAGGAUGCAGUUCAAAAUGACAUCAAACAGGAGGAGAUGGGUGCAUGCUUUCCCCACAGAUCCACAAGGUGCUGCUGUACAAACCCACCAUUUUCACAUUUACAAUAAAAGAGAUUCUUCUGUAUUACUUGACAGCAAGCUCAGCCGGGAUUCAUUAAAGAUGUCCCAGUUGUCAAUGGACAUGAAAAGACAGCCUUCCUUCAUUGGACAAGAUGAGAAAAUGUUCUCAGAACCUAGCAGUUUGAAUCAUACUGCCAGUGGCUUGGUUUCUGAGGAGAAAUUUUACGUGGGUUCUGUAGACAGCUGUAAGAGUAUUUCUCCGACUAGCAGUGUCCAUAAUCUAGAACGCCUUCCCCAGGGCUCCUCUCUAGGCUCAGUCAACAACAGCAGUGUCCUUGACCUGGGUCUACAGGCAGGGAAGGUCACAAAGAACAAGGCGAAGGAAAACAGAUCCUAUCUUUGGGGCCCAACUGGGGAACAAGAAUGGAGCCCAGAUAUGACAACAGGCCAGGACUGGUUUCCCGCACAUGGAUAUCAAAAUGAUUCCUGUCUCGUCAAGCCAAUACUAACUGCAGACAUACAUUCGCAAAAUUUCUGUGCUGGAAUAAGUGUGGACUGGAAAUCCCUGACAAUGCCCGCCUCUCUUCCCAUCACCACUGACUACUUCCCAGACAAACGGAGUCUGGAGAAUGAUUACACUCUAUCUCAGUACACAUUAAUACCAGAGGAUGUCAACAACGAGUACUACUCCAGUCCCCCAGCCUCAGAGGAUGAAAAGUUCUACAGAAGGAAGCCCCUGUCUGUGACAGAGCUGUUCAGGGAGCUGAUCUCCCAGAGGCUGGCCCAGGGAUUCCAGAUCAUUACUAAGAAGAAGUCCGACAAACAAUCCUUAGAGAUGUCAGUUGGGUCUAGUCCUCAGUACCCAUUGACCUCUAGUCUCAUCAGGGCCAGACCCAGGUCUGGACCGCAGGAGGAGAUCUACCUAAGCAUUGGAUUGAUAUUUCACAAGCUGACCCUCAGUGGACAGACCAUUCAGGUCACUCAGUACAGACCAAGACAUGAACAGAGACAGAUGAAUCACUUGUAUAGGUACCGAUUUCAGGUCCCUGACUCACUGAGCUAUGACAUCUCAACGAGUCAAUUCAAAAAUGAGAAACUAGAGAAUUACAACUGGAACUAUCUCGAUCAGUACAUAUGUACUCGUGGGGAGGGUGACUACGGGUUGUUAGAUCAUUUGAAGUACUGGCAAGCGAGAUUUUUUCUGUUGCCGUGUAAUAAUCCAGCUACCAGAAAGAUCAUAGAGGGAAAUGAUAGGAUCUGCCCUAGGUGUGAUAUCUAUCAGAUGAAAAGUAAACAGGAACUUCAUCAGUUAAUCAGUGGAUUCGUUCGCUUCUUAGAAACUCUUAACAAAAUCAGGAGAACUGCACAGGCUAGAAGGCCAAAGCAGCACUCUGGAGAAAAUGCAUCUAGUACCCCUACUUCAGACCAGCAAACUUCACCAUCUAGCCAGAAAGAAGUAGUAAUAUUGUCAACAUCAAUGCCAUCAUCAAAAUUAAUAGAAGCUAUGAGAGACCCCCAGACAGGAUUACCCAUGAUUCCUAGGCAGACUGGUCUCCCAGAGAGCUGUUUUAUCUCGGAGGAGGCGGUGGAUUGGUGUAUACAAAAUAUACAGGAGGUCAAGGACAUCUCUAGUGGCACCACUCUAAUGCAGCGACUACAAGAUGAACACUUUAUUUGCCACGCCUCAGGAAAUCCCUAUCACAAGUUCAUCCAUGGCUUCUACCUGUACAACAUUGUGUCACCAAAAGAUAAACCAAAAACUGAUGUGUAUGGACCAAUUUACAAUUAUUUGUUCCAAAAUGAGUGGUGUGAGGUAGCCAUUCUUCCUGUGGAGCGAGAAAGAACUGAGGUGCCACUGUUUGCGAUGGACGAGUCUCCAUGCCAGGUGUCCGAGCUCUGGGUUAAUAAGACAACCAACAACUGGCAAAAAUUGUCUGGUUUAGACUCAGAGGCCCAGGGCUGGGGCCAACAGCUGGGUUCAAGAGUUAACCUGUGUGCUCUCAAAGCAACACUAACUCACAAGUAUGUCCAUGUUGAUGUUGAUUCCAAUAAUAAGAGUGACCGCCCAGAGUGGGCGUCGGCCAAAUACCAUGCUUACUACAGCCCCAAUGCUGCAUUUGAAAUACAGCUCCAGUGGAUGGUUGCCACAGGUCCCAUUCUUGGAGAUUUGGUGACAACUUGGGGGCGCAAGGCCCAAGCCUGUGGAUUUCACCUUCUUCCUGUCCCAGGGGACCCUUUUGCCCUGCCUUCUGCCCCAGACUCUGACCCAUUGAGAGGACCCAUUUUUAUUCCACUGGACAUUGCUAGUCUAGCACAGGGAGGAAAAGCAAUAUUUCAUGAUUUGGACCCAGAUGCUAAAUCAAAGAAACUGUUACAUUUUCAAGAUGAAAUCAUUAAGAGGUAUGGUUUCAUGCCAAUCAAUGUCUGUGUAUCCCAGACUCAUCAUCACUACAUGACAGAUGAACAGCAGCAGUAUGUACACUGUACAGGCGGCAUGUUUAUCCUUAUAGAGAGCAGUCAGAUUGUAACACCCAAAGAAAAGAAAACAACAACCAGUAGAUUCAGUAAAAAAUCUGCUGGAGAGCUUCGCAAAGACUAUAUAGCUCGACAGAACAGCAGCUCCUCAGCUGCUGAAGUCGUGACGCAAAAUAAAAUUGGAUUCUUGUGGUCCUGGAAUUUUAUGUCAUCAAAGAGAUGGCGAUCUCCAAACACAGGAGACGAAUCCUUCCAGGACAAAAUGUUGGCAGAUUUUCGUGAGUUCUGUUCAAACGAAAAUAAUAGGCUGACAGAGUUUUGGAAUGAUUUCAAGAUGUCUUCUUUGUAGAUAAUGUUAAUGACAUUGAUUGGGCAUUGAUGCAAUAUUGAGAAAAACGUCACUGUUGAUGAAUGAUAUAUUACUUUUUAAAUAAAUUGUUACAAAGCUUAUAAA
Messenger RNA from Saccostrea echinata, 4864 nucleotides. Its product is annotated as GATOR1 complex protein DEPDC5-like. Gene Ontology annotation, molecular function: GTPase activator activity. Gene Ontology annotation, biological process: cellular response to amino acid starvation; positive regulation of autophagy; intracellular signal transduction. The record is from RefSeq and is a predicted model, not a curated record. Bases 23 to 4759 code for a protein of 1578 amino acids. The transcript is spliced from 39 exons. NCBI's taxonomy places the organism in Eukaryota, Metazoa, Mollusca, Bivalvia, Ostreida, Ostreidae. Gene Ontology annotation, cellular component: lysosomal membrane; GATOR1 complex.